Molecule: messenger RNA, 984 nt
Organism: Merops nubicus (carmine bee-eater)
Lineage: Eukaryota; Metazoa; Chordata; Aves; Coraciiformes; Meropidae
Gene: EXT2
Product: exostosin glycosyltransferase 2
Exons: 7
Cellular component (GO): membrane
Molecular function (GO): glycosyltransferase activity
Source: RefSeq, a predicted model, not a curated record
GCGCGCUGGUUCUGGGAGGCCUAUUUCCGCUCCAUGAAGGCCAUCGCCCUGGCCACCCUCCAGAUCAUCAACGACAGGAUUUACCCCUAUGCUGCCAUCUCCUACGAGGAGUGGAACGAUCCCCCAGCUGUGAAAUGGAGCAGUGUGAACAACCCUCUGUUCCUUCCCCUGAUCCCACCCCAGUCCCAGGGUUUCACAGCCAUUGUGCUGACCUACGACCGGGUGGAGAGCCUCUUCAGGGUCAUCACAGAGGUGUCCAAAGUGCCCAGCCUCUCCAAGCUCCUGGUGGUCUGGAACAACCAGAACAAGAACCCACCAGAAGAUUCCCUCUGGCCAAAGAUUCGUGUUCCCCUGAAAGUUGUCAGGACUGCAGAAAACAAGCUCAGUAACCGCUUCUUCCCCUACGACGAGAUCGAGACGGAAGCAGUGUUGGCUAUCGACGAUGAUAUCAUCAUGCUGACCUCAGAUGAACUCCAGUUUGGCUAUGAGGUCUGGCGUGAGUUCCCCGACAGGCUGGUGGGGUACCCCGGCCGCCUGCACCUCUGGGACCACGAGAUGAACAAGUGGAAGUAUGAGUCUGAAUGGACCAAUGAAGUCUCCAUGGUGCUCACGGGGGCAGCGUUUUAUCACAAGUAUUUCAACUAUCUGUACACCUACAAAAUGCCUGGAGACAUCAAGAACUGGGUGGAUGCUCAUAUGAACUGUGAAGAUAUCGCCAUGAAUUUCCUAGUGGCAAAUGUCACUGGCAAAUCCGUCAUUAAGGUGACCCCACGGAAGAAGUUCAAGUGUCCAGAAUGCACGGCAAUUGAUGGGUUAUCACUGGACCAGACACACAUGGUGGAGAGAUCUGAAUGCAUCAAUAAGUUUGCCUCUGUGUUUGGGACCAUGCCUCUCAAGGUGGUGGAGCACCGUGCCGACCCCGUGCUGUACAAAGAUGACUUUCCUGAGAAGCUGAAGAGCUUCCCCAACAUCGGCAGCCUGUGA